AUGAGUGAUACUGAAAGUAACAACGGGACAAUUAAAACGAGUAAUAAUGUUCGUCUUAAAGCAAGUAUUUGCAAUACUUGGCUUCGUAAAGGUUAUUGUCCGCGUGGAUUGGCGUGCAUUUAUGCACACGGAACUGAUGAACUUCAGGAUGGAGAAUCUGAGGAAAAGAAACAGCCAACAGUCAUUUGCAAAUAUUGGUUUACUACUGGAUGGUGUCGAAGUGGGGACUCUUGUCGUUUUCUGCAUCCACUUAAUGACAAACGAAUUCAAAAUGAUGAAAAUUUGAAAGAAAUUGAAAAUAAAGUUGUUGAUUCUUCUGCAAAUGUUAAAGAUGAGAACUCUUCUGUUCGUGGAGGGAAAAAGGUUUUUUGAAUUUUUUUGAAUAAGGAUUUUAAUUGGUUGGAAUUUUGGGAGUAAUUUAUCGUU
Molecule: messenger RNA, 426 nt
Organism: Meloidogyne enterolobii
Lineage: Eukaryota; Metazoa; Nematoda; Chromadorea; Rhabditida; Meloidogynidae
Source: the annotation of a GenBank genome assembly